Salvia splendens (bonfire salvia) is the source of this 1231-nucleotide messenger RNA. RefSeq names its product SNF1-related protein kinase regulatory subunit beta-2. NCBI's taxonomy places the organism in Eukaryota, Viridiplantae, Streptophyta, Magnoliopsida, Lamiales, Lamiaceae. The transcript is spliced from 4 exons. Gene Ontology annotation, molecular function: protein binding. The record is from RefSeq and is a predicted model, not a curated record. The coding region runs from base 274 to 1107 and encodes 277 amino acids.
UUCAAUCCCACUUCCUUUUAAUCUUCAAUCCUAAACCACUCCCACACUUUUACUCUUAACACCCAAUUCAUCUUCAAUCAACCAACCAAUUCGUCGAAAAUCCCCAAUCAUUUCAAUCCUUGAAUCGGACCAACACCCCUCCAUUUGCCCUUUUCCUUUUUUCAUGUUUCGGCCACACCACAUUGAACAGGAAUCCGUAGCUCUGGAUUCCCUCACUUCCAGGGCUUUUAUUUCCCCCUCGGUUGGCCGCGCUCUAGGGGUGAAUUAAUUGCCAUGGGGAAUGCCAAUGGAAGGGAGGAGAGCGGCAGCGACACCCAAUCCGUGGUCGAGGACUCCGCCACCGCGCAGGUUAGCAUGGCCGAUCAGGAUGGGGUGCUCGCCCACUCUCCCCCUUCUAGUCCUAGGGCUUCUCAGUCGCCUCUCAUGUUCAGACCUCAGAUGCCAGUGGUUCCUUUACAAAGACCUGACGAGUUGAACAUCCCUAGUCCUUCAUGGAUGCAGACUAGCUCAGGUUAUGAGGAUGUGUAUAAUGAGCAAGGCAUUCCAAGUAUGAUUACAUGGAGCUACGGAGGCAAGGAAGUCUUUGUGGAGGGGUCAUGGGAUAGCUGGAAGUCAAGGAAGCCCUUGCAGAGAUCGGGGAAAGACUUCACCAUCAUGAAGGUACUUCCAUCGGGAGUUUACCAGUACAGGUUUCUCGUAGAUGGACAAUGGAGGCAUUCCCCAGAUCUGCCUUGCGAGCAGGAUGAUUCAGGAAAUACUUGUAACGUUUUAGAUUUGCAGGAUUAUGUUCCAGAAGAUAUCGAUAGCAUUUCUGGCUUUGAACCGCCUCAAUCACCAGACUCUAGCUAUAACAAUACUCAACUUGGUCAAGAGGAUUUUGGAAAGGAACCACCAAUGGUUCCACCACAUCUAAAUUUGACAUUACUGAAUGCACCAUCACCCCAGAUGGAGAUUCCGCCUCCUUACUCGAGACCGCCGCAUGUAGUGCUAAACCAUCUUUACAUGCAUAGAGAUAGGAGCCGCCCAUCUGUCGUGGCACUCGGUUCUACGAAUCGCUUCCUUUCCAAAUACGUGACGGUCGUGCUUUACAAGUCCAUACAGAGGUAAAGAUUGUGCCAUAUCUUUAAGCCUUGAUUUCCCAAUCAGAGGUAAAUUGGAUUGAAAAAAUAGCCAUACGAGGAAUAUUUAAAAAUCUAUUUUCACGUGCAAUUAAUUGAGCUAUUGUUUUCCA